UGAGGAGUGGAUUGAUUUAAAAAAAGUGAAAAGUGUUUGUGCGAGUAAAUGUGACAUUACUCAUUAAGGUGGAUGAUGGCUACAGCAGAGCAUUUAUGCAUCAUACUUCUGUUAUGUGUGUGUUUCUGUACUUGUUUGAGUGACUAUUACUCCCUGCUUGGAGUUUCUCGCUCAGCAUCUUCAAGGGAGAUCAAGAAAGCAUUUCACAGGCUGGCCCUUAAACACCAUCCUGAUAAAAACCAAAGUCCUAAUGCACAGCAGGUCUUUACACAUAUUGCUCAAGCUUAUGAAGUACUAUCCGACAGGGAGAAAAGACGAGUCUAUGAUCAAAUGGACUACUUAACUAAAUCUGAUCAGGCUAGGGAGGGAAAGUUCAAGAAAGAUGAAAAAGAGGAUAUGGACAGCAAUCCCUUUGUCAAAAAAGGGACAUUUCAUAGUAAAAGGGGUUUCCAGCAUUUUGGUUUAGAGGAGCUGCUUCAUUCACUACGGAUGGAUGAUGACUUCUUUAUGGGCGAACAACCUGGUUAUGAAGGAUGGAGUUUUAAUUUUGGGCCUGAGGAUGAGGAUGAUGAUGAAACAGUCCUGCUCAGUGAUCUUUUUAACAUGCUUUAAUAUCAAGGGUUUGUGUAUCUUGACCAUAUUAAGUUAAUAUAUUUAUCAAUUACAAAAAUUUAAAUGGGUUUUAAAUUGCUUUGCAUAACUAUCCUAUUGCUGUGUUUGUUAAAUAAAAUUUAAAUUUAAACAA
This is a messenger RNA of Carassius carassius (crucian carp), 745 nucleotides long. RefSeq lists its product as uncharacterized. Lineage: Eukaryota; Metazoa; Chordata; Actinopteri; Cypriniformes; Cyprinidae. The transcript is spliced from 3 exons. The coding region runs from base 73 to 612 and encodes 179 amino acids. The record is from RefSeq and is a predicted model, not a curated record. Gene Ontology annotation, molecular function: protein-folding chaperone binding; misfolded protein binding. Gene Ontology annotation, cellular component: endoplasmic reticulum.